CCCUGCCCACCUCUGCUUCCUCCAGGGACACAGGAACUCCAGGUCACAUCAAGGUCGCCAUGGAUUCACUCAGUGAAGCAAACACCCACUUUGCAUUGGAUCUGUUCCAGCAGUUCAAACUAUCAAAGAAGAAUGACAACAUCUUCUAUUCCCCUUUAUCCAUCACAUCAGCAUUAGCCAUGACCUACUUAGGAGCCAGAGAAAACACUGCCCUCGAAAUUGGGAAGGUCCUUCACCUCAACGAAGCCACACACAACACGAGAGGAAGAACUACGACAGAUCACGUUGAAAAGUUGGGCAAUGUGCACCACCAAUUUCAAAAGUUUCUAACGGAAUUAAAAAAACCCACUGAUGCAUAUGAACUGAACAUUGCCAACAAGUUCUAUGGAGAAAACAAGUAUCCAUUUCUUCAAGAAUAUAUGGAUAACGUCAAGAAAUUUUACCUAGCCAGUGUGGAAUCUGUUGAUUUUCAAAAUGCGGCAGAAGAAACUCGUAAGAAGAUUAAUUCCUGGGUGGAAAGCCAAACAAAUGGAAAAAUCAAGGAUCUGCUUCCCGAAAACUCUCUUGAGUCUACCGUUCUGGUUCUGGUGAACGCAGUCUAUUUCAAAGGACUGUGGGACAAGAAAUUUGAUAAAAAAUAUACGGUGGAGGAAAAAUUUUGGCUGAACAAGGAUACAAGCAAACCCGUGCAGAUGAUGAAACAGUCCAGUGUCUUCAAUUUCACCUCACUGGAGGACGUACAGGCCAAGAUCCUGGAAAUGCCAUACAAAGGCAAGGAUCUAAGCAUGAUGUUGCUGUUGCCAAAUGAAGUGGACGGUCUGCAGAAGCUUGAAGACCAGCUCACCGCUGAGAAACUAGCAGAGUGGACGAGCUCACAGAAUAUGAGCGAUAGAUGGGUGGAUUUAUAUUUACCUCGGUUCAAAGUGGAAGACGACUAUGACCUCAAGGCCACGCUGCAAGCCUUGGGGAUGCUGGACGCCUUCAAUACACAGAGAGCCAACUUCUCAGGCAUGACAGGGAGCCUGGAUCUCGUGGUGUCUAAAGCCCUCCACAAGUCCUUUGUGGAGGUGACUGAAGAGGGCACCGAGGCCACAGCUUCUACAAACAUAAAUGUUGGGUAUACAUCACCACCAACUUACCAUUUUCGUUGUGAUCACCCUUUCCUGUUCUUCAUCAAGCACAAUAAGACCAACUGCAUUCUCUUCCUGGGCAGAGUCUCUUCCCCUUAG
Messenger RNA from Felis catus (domestic cat), 1229 nucleotides. It is a transcript of the gene SERPINB3, whose product is annotated as serpin family B member 3. The record is from RefSeq and is a predicted model, not a curated record. Gene Ontology annotation, biological process: negative regulation of endopeptidase activity. The transcript has 8 exons. The coding region runs from base 60 to 1229 and encodes 389 amino acids. NCBI's taxonomy places the organism in Eukaryota, Metazoa, Chordata, Mammalia, Carnivora, Felidae. Gene Ontology annotation, molecular function: serine-type endopeptidase inhibitor activity.